Messenger RNA from Prunus dulcis (almond), 831 nucleotides. Its product is annotated as tol-Pal system protein TolA-like. NCBI's taxonomy places the organism in Eukaryota, Viridiplantae, Streptophyta, Magnoliopsida, Rosales, Rosaceae. The transcript has a single exon. The coding region runs from base 225 to 587 and encodes 120 amino acids. The record is from RefSeq and is a predicted model, not a curated record.
UUUACGGUGAUGAAAAUCAUCUAGCUAGUGAGGAUGUGGACAUUGCUUUGUGUUUUGUAUUACCGACAAUAAAUAUUGCAUUAUAAAAGCCACUGCUUUCUUCAACAAUUCGCCACAAUCAACAUUCAACCGCUCAACAAGUAAGAAUCAACACCAAGAGUAAGAGUCUCUCCGCAACUGCAACAACCAAUUCAAGAAGAUGCACCGCCCAGGAGCCGGCCCUCAUGAUCAUGGCCAUGGACCUCCAGGCGGAGGUCCAGGAGGCCAAGGUGGCGGUCCUGGAGGCCAAGGAGGCGGUCCAGGAGGCCAAGGAGGCGGGGGUCCAGGAGGCCAAGGCGGAGGCGGUCCAGGAGGCCAAGGCGGAGGAGGUCCAGGAGGCCAAGGCGCUGGCGGUCCAGGAGGACAUGGCGGAGGAGGUCCAGGAGGACAUGGCGGAGGAGGUCCAGGAGGACAUGGCGCAGGCGGUCCAGGAGGCCAAGGCGGAGGCGGUCCAGGAGGCCAAGGCGGAGGCGGUCCAGGAGGCCGCUGAUAAGUUAACGAUGACGGGCAACAAGACUUGUGGUGUACUAGUAGCUAGUAGUACGUAGUCUAUAUAUGAUGAUAUAAUGAAGUUGAUGAUGAGAGUAAUUAGCUGAUAAUGAUAAUGUUGUGUUUGUUAUUAAUUAGUAAUGUUUUUCUAAUCAUGUUGGGUGAGAUCCUUCCCUUCCCCGGCCAUCUCCGGUAGCUCAGUUUCAGCUAGCUGGAGAAGAGGAGGGCGGUUUAUGUAAUACUACUGUAUGAUGCAUGCAUAUAACAAUAAAAUGAAGAGCACCACUUUAUUAUUAUGAUAUA